Messenger RNA from Nerophis lumbriciformis (worm pipefish), 3729 nucleotides. Lineage: Eukaryota; Metazoa; Chordata; Actinopteri; Syngnathiformes; Syngnathidae. The record is from RefSeq and is a predicted model, not a curated record.
AUGGCCAACAGCUCUUUCCGCGGCCCCAAACAUGGGCGCCGUGGCUCGGCCUACCUGGAGGCUGAGUUCAGCUGCUCGCUCCAGGAAUUGCGCUCGCUCAUGGAGCUGCGGGGGGAUGAUGCCCAGGACAGGAUACGACAAAACUACCAGGAUGUCAACGGACUCUGCACCAGGCUUAGAACUUCCGCUCUCGAAGGUCUGGACGGUUCGUGGGAGGACCUGGAGCUUCGGCGGCAGGCUUUCGGGCCUAACGUGAUACCCCCCAAGAAGCCAAAAACCUUUGUGCAGUUAGUGUGGGAGGCGCUGCAGGAUGUGACACUCAUCAUCCUGGAAGUAGCCGCCGUCAUUUCACUUGGCCUUUCUUUCUACAGACCACCGCAUGCCGACAGGGACAGUUGCGGGAGUGCGGCGGGCAGCGUGGGCGAUGAGGGAGAGGCAGAGACAGGUUGGAUCGAGGGUGCAGCCAUCCUGCUCUCAGUGGUUUGCGUGGUGCUGGUGACGGCCUUCAACGACUGGAGCAAGGAGAAACAAUUCCGAGGCCUCCAGAAUCGAAUUGAACAGGAGCAAAAGUUCAGCGUGUUGCGCGCAGGGCAGAUGACGCACAUUAAAGUGUCAGACAUCGUCGUGGGCGACAUCGCGCAUGUCAAAUAUGGUGACCUCCUCCCCGCCGAUGGCAUCCUUAUCCAAGGCAAUGACCUGAAGAUUGACGAGAGCUCCCUAACCGGAGAGUCAGACCAUGUAAAGAAGAGUACAGACAAAGAUCCUAUGCUGCUUUCAGGCACCCACGUUAUGGAGGGCUCGGGGAAGAUGGUAGUGACGGCGGUAGGUGUGAACUCUCAGACGGGCAUCAUCUUUGCGCUGCUCGGCGCCAAUGAUGACGGGGGUGAUGGAGAUGAUGACAAGACUGAGAGGAAGAAGAGAAGGAAGGAGGAACGCAAAAAGAGGGAGAAGAAGGACAAAAGAAGUAAAAAGGAUGAAAAAGGCAAGAAAGGGAAGAACAAAGAUGGUGUACCCGUGGAGAUGGAACCACUUAAUGAGGAUGCUGAACCAGAGAAGAAGAAAAACAACCUGAGGAAGAAGGAGAAGUCCGUCCUCCAAGGGAAGCUGACCAAACUGGCUGUGCAGAUAGGAAAAGCAGGCCUCUUCAUGUCAACGCUGACCGUCAUCAUCCUCAUCGUUCGCUUCCUUUUGGACACCUUCUGGAUUCAGGGCAUUCCCUGGACCAGCGAGUGUGUGCCCGUCUAUAUGAAGUUCUUGGUCAAGUUUUUCAUCAUCGGCGUGACUGUUCUGGUAGUUGCUGUGCCAGAAGGUCUCCCUCUGGCUGUCACAAUAUCUCUUGCCUACUCUGUCAAGAAAAUGAUGAAGGACAACAACCUGGUGCGCCACCUGGACGCCUGUGAGACCAUGGGCAAUGCCACAGCCAUUUGCUCUGACAAGACUGGUACACUGACCAUGAACCGAAUGACGGUGGUCCAGGCCUACGUGGCUGGCUGCUAUCACAAGAAGGUGCCCGAGCCCAGCCUGGUCCCUGCAAAGAUACUGGACCUGCUGGUUCUGGGAAUUGGGGUCAAUUGCGCCUACACUACUAAGAUUAUGCCCCCUGACAAGGAGGGCGGUCUUCCUCGUCAGGUGGGCAACAAGACGGAAUGUGCCUUACUGGGACUGAGCUUGGACCUGAAACGGGACUACCAGAGCAUCCGCAAUGAGUUUCCUGAAGAGAAGCUAUUCAAGGUGUACACCUUCAAUUCGGUCAGGAAGUCCAUGAGCACCGUGCUCAAGAACCAUGAUGGCAGCUAUCGUAUGUUCAGCAAGGGAGCCUCUGAGAUCCUGCUCAGGAAGUGUUGCAAAAUUUUGAUGGAAAAUGGUGUGGCCAAAGCCUUCAAGCCUCGUGACCGAGAGAAACUGAUGAAGACAGUGAUCGAACCCAUGGCCUCUGAAGGUCUGAGAACCAUUUGCCUCGCCUACCGGGACUUCACCUCAGCUGACCAGCCUGACUGGGACGAUGAGGCAGACAUCCUCACCGGGCUUACCUGUAUUGCCGUAGUCGGCAUUGAGGACCCUGUCAGACCUGAGGUGCCAGAAGCCAUCAGGAAGUGCCAGCGUGCGGGCAUCACUGUCCGUAUGGUGACAGGAGACAACAUCAAUACGGCACGUGCCAUUGCCAGCAAGUGUGGCAUCCUGCAUCCUGGCGAUGACUUCCUGUGCCUGGAGGGAAAAGAGUUCAACAGACGCAUACGCAACCAGCUUGGCGAGAUCGAGCAGGAGCGUAUUGACAAAAUCUGGCCAAAACUCAGAGUCCUCGCCCGGUCGUCACCCACCGACAAACACACCUUAGUCAAAGGUAUCAUCGACAGCGCGGUGCUGGAGCAGAGGCAGGUUGUUGCAGUAACUGGAGAUGGCACCAAUGACGGGCCCGCUCUCAAGAAGGCAGACGUCGGCUUCGCCAUGGGCAUCGCUGGUACGGACGUGGCGAAGGAGGCGUCGGACAUCAUCCUGACCGAUGAUAACUUCAGCAGCAUUGUUAAGGCUGUCAUGUGGGGGCGCAAUGUCUACGAUAGCAUCUCAAAGUUCUUGCAGUUCCAGCUUACGGUCAACGUGGUGGCCGUUAUCGUGGCCUUCACCGGCGCCUGUGUGACACAGGACUCUCCCCUGAAGGCUGUGCAGAUGUUGUGGGUCAACCUGAUCAUGGACACCUUUGCCUCGUUGGCGCUGGCUACGGAGCCACCCACUGAGGCGCUGCUGCUACGCAGCCCAUAUGGGCGCAGCAAGCCAUUGGUUUCACGCACUAUGAUGAAGAACAUCUUGGGACACGCUGUCUACCAGCUCACUGUCAUCUUCACCCUGCUCUUUGUCGGUGAGAUUCUGCUGGACAUGGACUGUGGUCGCAACGCGCCUCUACACGCACCUCCGUCGGAGCACUACACCAUGGUAUUCAAUACCUUUGUGCUCAUGCAGCUCUUCAACGAGCUCAACGCUCGCAAGAUCCACGGCGAGCGCAAUGUAUUCGAUGGUGUCCUCGACAACCCCAUCUUCUGUUCCAUUGUGCUCGGAACUUUCCUCAUUCAGGUGCUAAUCGUGCAGUUUGGUGGCAAGCCUUUUAGCUGUGUGAGUCUGAGCAUAGAGCAGUGGCUCUGGUGCAUCUUCCUGGGCUUUGGCAGCCUCCUUUGGGGACAGCUGGUGUCCAGCAUACCCACACGUUGGCUGAAGUUCUUGAAGACAGCGGGCCACGGUACUAAGCAGGAGGAGAUCCCAGAAGAGGAGCUGGAGGAGAUGAAGGACCCUGACGAGAUCGACCACGCCGAGAUGGAGCUGAGGAGGGGCCAGGUGCUCUGGUGCCGGGGGCUGCAGCGAAUACAGACGCAGAUCCGUGUGGUGAAUGCCUUCCGCGACAGCGUGUCCCCGUACGAGAACCUAGAGACGCCCGAGUCUCGCAGCUCCAUCCACAACUUCAUGACCCACCCUGAGUUCCGCAUCGACGACUCGGAGCCUCAGAUCCCCCUCAUUGACGAGAUGGAGGGCGAGGAUGACGCGCCAACGAAGCGCAACUCCGUGGUGCUCCCCAACAACACCCUCAUUGCCACCUCCCUCCCAGAGCGCUCCCAACUGCCACCCCCACUGCUCAAAGACCAGGCCCCUCAGGCCAGAGCUGCGGGGUUAAUCUCCGCCAACUCUGGGGGGCUACCCCCCUGUCCCGGUAGCCCACUGCACAGUUUGGAGACUUCGCUGUGA